Messenger RNA from Anguilla rostrata (American eel), 1425 nucleotides. RefSeq names its product mitochondrial ribosomal protein L48 (gene mrpl48). The record is from RefSeq and is a predicted model, not a curated record. Gene Ontology annotation, cellular component: mitochondrial ribosome. The transcript is spliced from 8 exons. NCBI's taxonomy places the organism in Eukaryota, Metazoa, Chordata, Actinopteri, Anguilliformes, Anguillidae. The coding region runs from base 189 to 818 and encodes 209 amino acids.
CGGCAAGAAGCAGGAGGAACCAAUGCCAGAGUGACGGAGUUCUUGAACUUCCUUUUAUGCAGACGGACCGUCGGACCUGAGAAAAGUCGGUUGCGGCAUGCGAGGCUGACGUUGAAUUGCUUAGAUAAAUAUUAUGUAUGUCGUUUGUACAAUUUGAUUGCGAAUAAAAAGUUAAGUUAAUUGGGACUAUGAAUCUACCGGCAAAGUUCCAGUUUGCUUUCGCUCAACGUACACUUGUGCUGGAUCUGGCAGCGUCUAUUUUUCGACCAUCUGUUUUGAAUCAAGCCCCAAUUCUUGGCACAUUAUUACCCAAUGCAAGACAGUACAGGUCUAUGCCAACCCAUGGAAUUGGCCGAUAUAAGUACCUUUUACCAAAAGAAGCGGCCAAGAAGAAGAAGGAUAAGAUACAAAUGAGACCAAUCAAAGCUGCAACAGAACUUGAAUAUGGAGAUUUGAACAUAGAGGUUUUUGGCCAUGACAUGACCCUUGUGGAGCACUACUUGCAAUACAUCCACAACCUUUGUAACCGGCUAAAGAUCAAAGUUGUUGAAAGCUAUGCUCUACCAACCAAGAGCACAGAAAUUUUGUCUUUGCAGGAGAAAGGUGGCAAGAUGAGUGUGGAUGCUGUGCUGAAGACUCAUCAGCGUGUCAUCCAGCUGACUGCUUUGAACGCCACAGUUUGCCCUGUUUUUAUUGAAGUUUUGCUCCAAAACCAGCCAGAGGGAGUUGAUCUCUCUAUAAAGGAGCACACCGAGGCAGAUUUCACAAGCCGAUUCAAAACACGACCAGAACUAGAAGAGCUGAUGGCAAAACUCUGAUGAAAAGAAGAAACACCCAACAUUCCCUGUCUCCUAACCAACACCUGAGUCCCUCCUAGUUCCCUCCUGUGAACUGAGAGAUGUUAAUAUGUUUUAUGUAAUUAGCUGUUCUGUUGUUUUUCUUUCCUAUUGUAAUCAUACAUCAAUGUGUAUCCUCUGAUCCAUGGCUAAAUUAAAAAUGGUUAUGUUAAUUAUGAUGAAGAAUUAAUUUGACAGUUUGUCCUUUCCACAGUGAAAUUUUGUUGUGUCCACAAGGUGGUGGUGACACCAUUUAUAAAGCCCAGCUGAUGUCUUUAGUUCCAGGUCACAGCUUCUGAUUCUUCCAAUUUGUUUCUGUGAGCAACUGCCAGGACAGUCCCCAGGGGAAAAGUUUCAUGGUUCUUUUUUCACAUUAGCAUGACAUGACAAAUGUUUUACCACAUGUGAGUUUUAUUCAUUAACAUCAGGGGUGGGGUGAAAGAAUAGAUUAAAGGAUAAUAUUCAAAUGAUUUUCACCGAGAGAACCAUUAUCCUGUUGUUACUUUAGAUUGCAAAGUAUUGUAUCCCCUCUCAGGAAUAUGCUGUCACAUAACCCUUUUUAUUAAAAUGACUAUAGUAUAAAAAUUAA